AUGGGAAAUGGAUAUAAUCAGCAUCUUCACCACCAAAACCUGCAUCUUAAUCUCAAGGGAACUUUUUUGCCAAUGUUGUGUUCAAAACCAUCCAUAAAAGAUGUGACCCUUCCCAAAUGGCAAGAUAGGUCUGCGUCUUUGUCUGAUGACCCUUUGUCUCCAAAGAUCAGUUGCAUGGGACAAGUCAAGAGGAAUAACAGGAUUGUUGGGUUUCCUGCAGCUUCUCACAAACUCAAUAUCACCACCAAGAAUAGCGGCAAUGACAGUAUCAAGUAUUUCAAACUCAAGAAACUGUUUUCUGGCAAGAAUCUGACUAGCAGCCCUGCCACCACCACCAUCAAUUGCGGAAGAAAAGAAGUGUUUGUAAAUAGUACAAGCCGGUCCAAGAAUGGUGAUGGAAAGGAGAAUUCUGCUUCAAUCAACAUUGAAAAUAUGGAUCCCCCCUUGCCUGUGAUCAAGAGAGUGCCAAAACAAGGUGAUAAAGGAGAUGGAGAUACUCUUUGGCAGAGGAGAUCGCGUGGGGUUGCAUUGAAAAGCUUACAGCUUCAACAGGUUCAACUAAACAGACAUCAAGAACCAACCACAGCUUGA
This is a messenger RNA of Durio zibethinus, 591 nucleotides long. RefSeq lists its product as uncharacterized. The record is from RefSeq and is a predicted model, not a curated record. NCBI's taxonomy places the organism in Eukaryota, Viridiplantae, Streptophyta, Magnoliopsida, Malvales, Malvaceae.